AUGGCCGCUCCCAAGAUUACACUCUACUUCGACGUCGUGAGCCCGUUCGCUCAUAUAGCGUUCCAUGUAUUGAAACACUCUCCCACAUUUGCCAAGUGCGAUAUCACAUAUGUGCCCAUUUUCCUGGGUGGGUUGUUGAAGGCAUGCGAGAAUCCUCCGCCCAUCCGGAUCAAGAAUAAGGCGCAAUGGAUCAACCAAGAACGGCUCCGCUGGGCCCGCUACUUCUCCGUUCCCAUUGUUGAACAAACACCGGCAGGCUUUCCGUCCCUGACUGUGGCACCGCAGCGUGCUCUGUGCGCCAUCUCGCAAAAGGCGCCGGAACGCUUUGUUCCCGCUGUCGAGGCGCUCUUUCAGUCCUACUGGGUCGAAGCGAAUAGCCAGAUCGGACAACCUGAGGGAUUCGGCCCCGUCCUGGAGAAAGUGCUCGGCAAAGAAGGCGCACAGCAGAUCCUCAACGCUACGAGCCAAGACGAGGUCAAAUCGCUCUUGUCGGACAACACUGACCGUGCAUUCCAGACCGGUGCCUUUGGGCUUCCCUGGUUUGAGUGCACCAACUCCAAGGGUGAAAAAGAAGGGUUCUGGGGAAUUGACCAUCUGGGCCAAGUCGCCGAGUUCUUGGGAUUGGACCGCAGUCUGGACAACGGUUUCCGGGCGGUGCUGUAG
This is a messenger RNA of Aspergillus lentulus, 663 nucleotides long. RefSeq names its product putative 2-hydroxychromene-2-carboxylate isomerase. NCBI's taxonomy places the organism in Eukaryota, Fungi, Ascomycota, Eurotiomycetes, Eurotiales, Aspergillaceae. Gene Ontology annotation, biological process: glutathione metabolic process. The record is from RefSeq and is a predicted model, not a curated record. Gene Ontology annotation, molecular function: glutathione peroxidase activity; glutathione transferase activity. Gene Ontology annotation, cellular component: peroxisome; mitochondrion.